CGGAUACCCCUCGGAGGCCCCGCGCGGAGGCGGCGCCCGCGGUGGCGAUGUGCGCGGCCGGCGGCCCCCGCCAGAGCGGCCGGACUGCUUGGGCGCCGCGGCGGCGGGGCAGCAGUGCCGGCGAGCCGCUCCCGCCCGCCGCGCAGCCGGAGCCCGCCUGGGAGCCAGCCGUGAGGGCGCCGCGGCUGCGGCCCGCGCCCGACCCCACGGCGGAGUUCCGGCUGCUGGUGCUCCCGCCCGCCGCGCUCGCAGACCUCGCCGCCUUCGAGCCCGCAGCGGCCGGCAAGGAGCGCAGCUCCUGCUGCUCGUUCGCCUCCGCGGACGGCGUCUGCAGCACGGCCGAGCCCCAGAGCGACCAGGAAGACAUCGAUUCUCCCGGACUCCGCGACGCAUUGCUCGGCGAUGCGCUGCAGGAGGCGCACUUCCGGGACGUCGAGGGCGCGCUGCUGCAGCGGGACCCUGCGGGCGCGGGGCGCCCCGACGACGACGGCCCCGGGGAGGAGCAGCAGAUCCGAGGCACGGACCCUGGCCUGCCCUUCUUCAUGCGAGCCUUCCUCUGAGCAGAGAGGGCUCCAGACGUCCGCGGUCGGCUUGCCGCCCGGGCCUCUGGCGCCGAGGGAAGCGCUCAGCCCUCGUAGCAGGCCCCUCCCGUCGCCCGCGCUCUUUUGGCACAGCGCGGGGCGGCAACGCGGACGGGCCGGAUCAGCCGACGCCAAUCUGCAGCACGGCGCCAGGGGGUUUUGAGGGGGGUCAGCCGUCCGCGGCCUCGUCGGGGGGGGGGCUCAGCGCUCGGGCGCUCGU
Molecule: messenger RNA, 801 nt
Organism: Prorocentrum cordatum
Lineage: Eukaryota; Dinophyceae; Prorocentrales; Prorocentraceae
Source: the annotation of a GenBank genome assembly